Molecule: messenger RNA, 423 nt
Organism: Prunus armeniaca (apricot)
Lineage: Eukaryota; Viridiplantae; Streptophyta; Magnoliopsida; Rosales; Rosaceae
Source: the annotation of a GenBank genome assembly
AUGGAAGUGAAGCCUAUGUCUGCCAUUUCAAGUAUCGCUCUGUUUAAAAACUUCGAUGUUAGGGAUGUUCGUUCACUUGAAGAGAUUGUGGUUUCUCUAGAUAAGGAUAAGGCCAUUUCACUUGAUUUUGCUCCAUCUCCUGCAUUUAAACAUGUUUUUGCUUAUGCACUUUUAUCUUUGAAGUUGCUGAAUCACUUGCUAUAUGGAACCAGACCUUAUUUGCCAUUAUUUUGGGCCACCUGCAGUAGGCGAGGCGCUAGGGUGAGGCGUUUUAUGCCUUAUGAGGCGAGGCGUAAGCCUCAAAGCGUUGAGGCGAACCAGUGUUUUCAAAGGCAUGCCUUCGCGCGCGUCGGAGCGCGCGUCGGCGCGAGGCGGGAGGAAAACGCCCGAGGCGUCCGGCUGUUUCGCGAUCUGCACGUUUAG